AUGAAAAUUUCAAUAAUUUUAUUUCUGUUGAUUAUUUUGGCAUUAUUUGAAGAAUAUUUACUUAUAUUUAAUGGCAAAGAAUUUACAACCGAAGAUUAUCCGUACAUAAUGAUUGUUAGAUGUAAGGGUGAAUAUACAGAUUCACUAUGUACAGGCUCAUUAAUAAGUGAAUUGUUUGUAUUAACAGCUCAAAGGUGUAUUUAUGGUCAAGCUGAAAAAGAUGUAGAUGUAACUCAAGGAGCACCCUAUCUUAGAAACGAAUAUCAUAAAGUUGUCAAAAUACACCAACACAAAACCUACGAUCCAAAAGAAAAAAAUGCUGGAGACAUUUGUUUGUUACGAAUUGAAUUUGCGUUUCCUCGUAUAAAUACAUUUUUAAAACUUGGUGGCUCGCCUAAAGAUUUUGAUAAUCUAAAAACGAUGAGUUGUCAAAUGUUUGGAUUUGGUCAUACUGGAAAUCAGAAAACGAAAGUUGGUACAGGAUUUAUGAUGACCGGUGAUGUCAGAUAUGGUAAAAAAGCUUGUCAAGUAUCAAACAGUAAACUGAUAAAAGACACAUGGGACCAAUAUUUAUGUUUGGUACCGAACCAAAAUUCAACGACAUGUGAAUCUUUUGACGUUGGAGGUCCCAUGAUCUGCAACGGCAAACAAUAUGGAUUAAACAGUUUUCAAUAUACCUACAAAAAAGGUGGUGGGUUUAAAUGUGGUGAUAAGGACCAGCAGGUGGUGUACGUGUUCAUACACUAUUUUAAAGAUUGGAUAAAUAAUAUAAUUGACCCAAAAAAAAAAAAAAAGAAGAAGAAAAAGAGUUCUGGGAAUUUGCUUAAGCCACAUCAUACAUUGCAUUUAAUUAAACUGUGUGGCCUAGACAAACAAAUAUGGAGCUGCAUAAAAGCUGAUGGCUGCAUUUCGCGUGAAGCACAAUCUGCUGGGUUGUCAUCGGUUCGCACAUUUCCCCAUUUAUUUUAUACGACGGUAAAAGUCGGUGUACCUGAUGCACUCGUGGCUAUGUUUGAACAUAACUCAACUUUUCAUUUCAAUAAUAGUCUUAUAUACAAAGAAACAAUAUUUAAAUCCAAAGAUUAUACGUACUUAAUGUAUCUUAGAAUGUGGGAUAAAAUUAGAACAAAAGGGUAUGAAGCGUGCUCAGCAUCAUUAGUAACAGAAUUGUUCCUAUUGACAGCUGGAUUGUGUUGUUUUGGAUACACUGUAUAUGAUAUAGAAGUAAGAUCAUCAAUAAAAGUUAAAGGCAUUGACUUUAAAUUCAAAAAGGUUGCCAAAAUAUACCUACACGAAAAUUAUAGUAAAGGAAGAUAUGACAUUUGUGUGUUAAAACUAGAAAAAAAAUUCCCGGAAAUCGAGGCAUUUUUGAAAAUUGGGAGUUCGUCUGAAGAUUUUUCUUUUGGCAAAAAGUUAAAUUGUAUGAUUUUUGGAUUUGGUCAAAAAAUUGCCGUUGGUUCAGGUUAUAUGAUGACCAAUGAUAUCAACCAAAAAAAUCAGAAGGAGAAGAAGAAGAGGAAACCGAAUUCUGGGAAUUUGCUUAAGUCACGUCAUUACACAUUGUACAUAAUUUUAACAAUUCUAUUGUGUAAUAUGUUGACAUUUAUUUAA
Macrosiphum euphorbiae (potato aphid) is the source of this 1611-nucleotide messenger RNA. The record is from the annotation of a GenBank genome assembly. Lineage: Eukaryota; Metazoa; Arthropoda; Insecta; Hemiptera; Aphididae.